CACAGAAAGUGUCAUUCAUUGUUGAACAUUUCACAGCCUGGUAUAUUGAUCACCUCAGAUGUUAUGAACUGUGCAAGAAUGAGCCCUUAAACGUCUCCAUUGUAGACCCUCAGGACCUGAAUGAUUACACUCCAUUGUCAUUAUAUACCAUCAGAGGACGGAAUUACGUUUCUCCAAAGGCUUUUCUACUUCAGUGAGGAACUAUGCGGUUUCGUGUGAUCAUUGCACCAGAUGACAUUAGAAGACUCCACAUUGAAAGCCUUCCAGACACGCUUGAUGCAUUCAUCGACAUACUGAAGAGAGAACUUCGUUUUGAUGGAACGCUGAUUGUGCAGUUUGAAGACCCAAGCUUUGGCAAUGAAUUUUGCAAUUUGACAUCCAUGUCUGAUUUGACAGAAGAGCUGACUACCUUGAAGGUUUUCCAGAAGCAAGUCCCAGAGUCCUCAAAUGAUCUGGACACCUCGAAUGAUGAUCUGCUGUCUGAUUCCACACUCGACACAGCUAGCUUGCCAUCAACCUCCUCUGGAGAAUCAACUCCCAAACGCAGUGGAUAUCUACCAGACCCUUUCAUCAUUCCAAAGUUCCCAACAGACACAGAGUUGAGACUCCAGCGUGGCAAUGAGGCAUAUUUCAGAGAUGGCUCUCUUUUGGAAGUGUCUAGAUCUAUGUCUAGUGACAUACUUGAUACAUUGGCAGAGGCGCUGUUUGAAAUUAAGACCCACCCUUCCGUUGAAGAGUGUGUCGUUGUUGCAAAAGCUUUGGUGGGAAAAUUUCCUUGCUUAAAAGAACCUGGCUCACCAUGUGGGUGGUUUGCCUGGAAAUACAGCAUAUUUUACAAAAUGGGGAAUUUCAGGCAGCAGUUGCGCAUUGCUGGUUCAGUGGAGCUUUCUGUGCACAAAAGGUCAGCGUCGGGGGAUUCCAGGAGACCAAAGAAAGCCAUGAGGUCCGAGGUGAAUUUUCUGCCAGGUCACCCUCAGAAUAGAACCAUGGGACUGCUUGAACAAGACAGAAACGAUUUACAGAGUGAAAUGAAGAAAAAGAACGUCGACUGGAAGAAAGUCGACGCCCUGAUGGACAACACCUUUUCACUGAGGAGGGUGGAAGUCAUCAAGGAGGAGCCUUUGGUCAAAGAUGUCAAAACCAGAUGGCCAGCGUUUUUCACAGAGCGCCAGAUUGAAGCAGAAUUCAGACGGAUUGUCUCAAAGAACCUGCAGCAAUCAUUUUUUGGCGGCCUGGAUGAGAUGGUCCCGAAAUUCCUGCGUCUUUACAGACAGAGGCAGUCUGUGAAGGAACUUCCGGCUUUCCUCAACUCUCUGGAUGAGGACAACUCGAAUCAACAGAAGAGAGCAGUUGUUCUCCUUGCCCUGCCCCAUUUUCUGAAGGAGGACCCUUCCCAGUUCUUCAAAAUCUGUAAACCAAAUGAGGAGAGUGAAGCUGUCAAGGGAAUGCACGUGGGAAUCCUCAUCCUUACAGAGAAUGCACAGCGCCCUGUCCCCAAGGAGGUGAUCAAUGUUGCACUUGCACUGGAGGAGGAUGUCAUUCUCCGAAACCUGAAAGAUGUGCCUCACGCGUUUUCGUUGCUGAUGGGUUUGCUUUAUGGUCUCAACAUCCACUACCCAAAAGGACUCAGAUACAUGUUCGAGAUCAUACAAAAGGUGGUAAUGAAGAUUGGCGCAGAGUCUUGCUCCUCAAGAGUUAAUGGUGUCCGGAACAGGCUCAUGUCCACACACUUGUGAUUGCACACGCAUCUUUGAGUGGAGUUGUAUGUUCUCAGUUGUAUGCCGUUUUCUCUCCUUUAAGUGGUUUAGUUGCUUAUACUUUUAAGUUUGAAAGGUGAGGGUAGCAACUCUGUUCAAAUGACUGGAAUUUUCUAUGUUGGUUUUUCUGGCCCUUGUAGAUGUGUAUUUUGUACAUAAACUGGAUGUGUAUGGUAGUUUGGGUAAGUGAACCAAAAGAUAUACUGACAUCACUCACACUGGUUGGCAGACGUUGACAGACGUGAACACAGCAGCAGUAAUAGUGAGGCUUACGUUUUUGUUUUCUUUUAAUGUCUCAGAUAGAUGUGACUACCAACUUAUGCUUAAUUGCGACUGACUUAAACAUGUUGGCUUACACACACACACACACACACACACACACACACACACACACACACUACACUAGACUAGAGACACUCAGACACACUCACAGAUGGACUGACGGCCAGACACUCAGAUAGAUGUAGAGAGACAGGCGAACUCUGAUCAGUCAUGCACAAACAGUAACAGUGACUUGUGUUAAAUGUUUUGUCAUACCCCAAGUGAUGAUGCACUGGUCAACUUUUUGAGCAAUGUUGCCUGGCAACAUGAUUGUCCACUGCUGAUUCAAGUUCUCCUUAUCAAGGUCCUGUAUUGAUAAACCGCCCAAAUAACAUUUUGCAGUAUUGUUUCUCAAAAGCAUUGCUCAAAAAGUCAUCACCUUUACCCACUAAUGCCAAAGAUACUUUUGUGUUUGAGAGAUGAGGGUCGCAACUGGUUCAAAUGGCUUUGGAGGUUGCCAUGUUGUUUUGAUCACCUUUUGUAGAUAUACUGUACAUGCACUUAAUCUUUUGAUUGGUCGGCAAACGCUGAUGCAGACGUGGCUUAAGAAAUUACUGUUUUAUUGCCUCUUGUAGACAUGUAUAGUACUGUACAUGCGCUAUAUUUAAGAAUUGCUAGUGUAUCUUCAGCACCUUUAUGGUAUAUUGUUUUCAGAAAAUAUGUUUUAUUUUUGCCACUGUUUGUCCUACACAACCAAGUGUCUUGUACAGUGAAAGUUUACAGUAAAAGUGUGAAAUAAAUGUUGGUUGUUAUUCAUCUCAUAUGAGUGAGUCUUAUGUAAUUUUACACUGUACACCUAAAAAGAAGUUGGAAGAACUUCAAUUUUGAAGGCAACCAAGGUAACUUACUUGAUAUGCUCAUAGAGCUAACAGAUUGAAGUCUGGAUAAAUGCAAAACUUGAGUCAAGCUGACUGUAUAAACAUGUUGGACUGAUGUAGACUACAGUGGAGUCCACAUAACCACUUGUUAAGACAAUGCCUAAUUAGAAGUUGGACUGAUGUAGAUUACAGUGGAGUCCACAUAACCAUUUGUUAAUACAACACACGAUUAGAAGUUGGACUGAUCGAGAUUACAGUCGGGUCCACAAGAGAAUUU
Molecule: messenger RNA, 3173 nt
Organism: Eleginops maclovinus (Patagonian blennie)
Lineage: Eukaryota; Metazoa; Chordata; Actinopteri; Perciformes; Eleginopidae
Exons: 5
Coding region: 204-1736 (510 amino acids)
Source: RefSeq, a predicted model, not a curated record